CAUGCGCAGUGGCACUUCCCCGCGCGCUCGGCGUUUCUCUGUUGAUCAUCCUCCUGCAGUUCACAGUGACAACAAAACCGCAACUUCGAAAUUCUUGACUGCACUAACAAAAAAACUCUUGCAAGACAACUGUAGAGACGAGACCGAAAUCGACAUCAGGGAGCAUCCAGUGGAAACUUCGGAUAAUCUGGAGAGACCCGAGGAGCAGAAGGUGUUAAAAACGCUUGAAGAAGACUCGCCCUGACUGCGCUUCCGAGCAGCAGAUACUGAAGACGAGCGGAGGACGAACUGGUCAGGCUCUUAUGAGGGUUCAGAGGUGAUGGCCCACUCACGACUGGAUGCUUUGACCUUUUAUAGUGAGAAUGGAGACAGAAGUGCAGUCCAUGGAGUUUGGAAAACUGAAGAGAGAUGUGAUGAGCAGAUUUAUGGAGACAUUAAGGAGGAAAACACUGAAGUGGACAUUGUGAGAGUAUCAGAUGAUUAUGUGAAUCAGAAGUCCAUUAUUAUGAAGGAGGAGGAUAACAAGGUCAGUGCUAAAGAGGAGCUCAAUAAAAUGGAACUCUUUCCUACCAUUAGAAUGCAGAUGUCUCCUAUGCCAUGUAUGGAUGAAGUGCUAGAAACGGACAGAAAAAUUAAUGAAGGCCAUCUUGAUUGGACUUUUAAGAGUAAACUGUCAUCAUCUCAGCAAGAAUGUGGGUCUGGAGCUGAGUCCAUGAAUGACGGGACUCAAGGGAAAGGGAGUGAUGAGGAGCAGGCUGUAGAGGAUUGGAACACCUCUGAGGAAAACUCAAGGACCAUCAGUGAAACGCAACACCUCGAAAUCCAGCAGAGUCACAAAGGAAAAAAAACCCAUCAGUGUGCUGAUUGUGGAAAGAUGCUCACCGCCGCAUCAAACCUCAAAGCGCUCCAAUGCAUUCACACAGGAGAAAAAUUAUAUGAGUGUCCUGAGUGUGGGGGGACCUUCAGGUGGUCACUGCAGCUCAAAGAUCACGAGAGAAUCCACACCAGAGGAGAACCAUCUCAGGAGUCAGACUGCAAGUUUCCAGAAUGCUCUCCAUGGGACACAAAAGAAACGUCUCAUUUUGGCCCUACGCUGGAGACUGAGUCAACACAAAGAGUUGCAGAUUCUGACUUGUUCAAAGCUCAACCACUAGCUCCUCAUCAAAUUUCUAGUUUUGUUAAGCAAGAAGAUAUUCCAGAUUUGUCUGAUGGGGUUUCAGACAGUGGAAGGAAACAGGAAUGCAGCAGCAUUAAGAAGGAGGAGUUCAUCGGUGUUAAAUACGAGGCCUCAGAAUUGGAGCUUACUGUUAAAAAAGAAAUGCUUACUCCAGUAUCCUCACCAGAGACGUUUAUGGGCUCAGAUAUGUCAGAUCAUCAAGAAAUACACCAGAAAAUUCCAAACGAAGACAAAACACAUCUAUGCACUGGUUGUGGAAAGAGUUUCAUUUUGGAUGCAGGCCUUAGAUUCCUAAUGGGAAAUCAAACAGAACAAGUCCCUUAUGAAUGUAUUGAUUGUGAGAAGACUUUCAGUCGACGUAUACUCCUUAGAAGUCAUCAGGGAGCUCACACUCAGGACAGACCUUACCAAUGUAACGAGUGCGGAAAGAGUUUCAGAUUUGAUGCAGUCCUCAGAAAUCACCAGAGAAUUCAUAGCAGUGAGAAACCGUACCAAUGUAAUAAAUGUGGAAAGAGUUUCACACAGAGUACAAGCUUUAGUCGCCACACGAAACUUCACAAAGAGCAACCACCUUGCCAGUGUGAUCUGUGUGGGAAGACGUUCAGCCAGCGAAGAUAUCUUACAUAUCACCAGAGAACCCACUCAGGAGAGAAAGCUUUCCAGUGUAAUGAAUGUGGCAAAUGUUUCAAACACAGCGCCAGCCUUAGAAUUCACAUGGCUAUUCACACAGAGGGUCAGCUAUGCCAAAGUGAGCCUUGUGGGAACACUUUCAGCCAUCAAAGAUAUCUCACACCUCAUCCGAGAACCAACACAGGAGAGAAAACUUACCAGUGUAAUGAAUGUGGGAAGAGUUUCUUACUGGGCACAGGACUUAGAAAUCAUAAGAGAACUCACACUGUAGAGAAACCUUACCAAUGUAAUGAAUGUGGGAAGAGUUUCAAACAGAAGGCAAACUGUUUCAUUCAUAUGAGAAUUCACACCGGAGAAAAACCUUACCAGUGUACUGAAUGUGGAAAGAGUUUCAUGUGGCAUGCCCACUUUCGACUUCAUUUGAGAUACCACACAGGUGAAAAGGCGUACCAGUGCAGCGAUUGUGGUAAGAGUUUCACACACAGGUCAAACCUUAGCCAACACCGGAAGAUUCACAGUGGAGUAAAACCUUAUCAGUGUGAGGAAUGUGGGAAGGCUUUCACUUACAACACAAACCUUUCCCAACACCGCAAAGUUCACACAGGAGAGAAACCUCACCAAUGUAACACAUGUGGGAAGAGCUUUAGGACGAUUUCAAACCUCAAACAGCACUCCACAUUUCACACAGGCCAAAAACCUUACCAAUGUAAUGAAUGUGGAAAGAGUUUCUGGAGGAAAUCAUGUCUCAAAGAACAUGCAAUAUUACACACUGGCGAAAAGCCUUUUCACACUGGUGGAAAACGUUUACUGUGUAAUGAAUGUGGAAAGCAAUUCACAAACCUGGAAAAUCUUCGCCGUCAUUGUAAAGUUCACCAAACAGAAAGACCUUACCAGUGUAAUGAAUGUGAAAAGACAUUUAAACAACGCGGACACCUUUUGGUUCAUCAGAGGUCUCACACAGGCGAGAAGCCUUACCACUGCGCUGAAUGCGGAAAGAGUUUCACACAGCGUAUAAACCUUGUAAAUCAUCAGAGGAUUCACCCUGGUGAAAGACCUUUCCAUGGUGCGGAGUGAGUGAAGAGUUUCAAACAGGACUCUGUCUGCUGAGAGCACCAGAAAAUUAAUGCACAACAGAAACGUUAUGGAUGGAAGAAACUUUAUGGUCUUUCACCUGUAGUGCACAGCAUUGAUGUCAUCAGUUAAUUCACAUGGAGUGAGGUUCAGACCCCUCAAGACAGAGCACACACACACACAUACAAUAAAAAAGUACUGCAUAUGGAGAAAUUAAUCCUAACAGAGACCUUACAAAAGUGAUGAAUACAGAAGGACUUUUAAUCAGAUUACACCUCCAAGAAUUCACAAAACAGAUCACGUGGUACAGAAAAACCCAGAAAGAAUGAGUGAAGAUGUGUGGACUUCUAAACUAAGCUGCAUUAGCUCUUCGUAAAGUUGGACUCUCAACUCUUUACUAUUUAAUGUUUUUGGCUUCACUUUACAAACUGUGU
This is a messenger RNA of Erpetoichthys calabaricus (reedfish), 3312 nucleotides long. Its product is annotated as zinc finger protein 345-like. The record is from RefSeq and is a predicted model, not a curated record. Lineage: Eukaryota; Metazoa; Chordata; Cladistia; Polypteriformes; Polypteridae. Gene Ontology annotation, biological process: negative regulation of transcription by RNA polymerase II; regulation of immune system process; regulation of cytokine production. The transcript has 3 exons. The coding region runs from base 320 to 2881 and encodes 853 amino acids.